UGUGCACACAAUGGUAGUGUAAACUUGAGCUCCUUAUAGAGUCAGACACGUCUCCUCAGCGCUUCACAAGCUAUGACAGGAGUAUUUGACAGAAGGAUUCCAAGUAUCAAACCUGCAGAUUUUCAGAACGCUUUUCAGCUUUCAACCAUGCAUCAUCCGUCUCAGGAAUCUCCAACUCUGCCCGAGUCAACAACCACGGAUUCUGGCUACUACAGCCCUGCCGGAGGAGUUCAUCAUGGUUAUUGUUCUCCGAACUCGAGUUCAUACGGGAAACCUCUUAAUACCUAUCCGUACCAAUACCACGGAGUCAAUGGAUCUGCUGGAAAUUACUCUGCAAAAUCUUACCCUGACUACAGCUCAUACACCGGCUCUGCGUAUCAUCAAUAUGCCGGAACGUACAGCAGAGUGCAAUCACAACCGAGUCCGCAAGAAAAAGAGACAGUCGAGCCCGAAGUAAGAAUGGUAAAUGGAAAACCCAAAAAAGUCCGAAAGCCCCGCACAAUUUAUUCCAGUUUUCAGCUUGCUGCCUUGCAGAGACGGUUUCAGAAUACACAGUACCUUGCCCUUCCAGAGAGAGCAGAACUGGCUGCGUCUUUGGGACUCACACAGACACAAGUGAAAAUAUGGUUUCAGAACAAACGAUCGAAACUGAAGAAGAUAAUGAAAAACGGAGAGUUACCUCCAGAGCACAGCCCCAGCUCCAGCGACCCGAUGGCGUGUAACUCGCCUCAGUCUCCAGCAGUGUGGGACUCGCAAGGUUCUUCGAGACCUCACCACCAGCCCCAAAAUAUCAACACAGCGACCUCCACAUUUUUGGAAAACACCAAUUCUUGGUAUUCCUCUUCCGCUUCUAAUUCUCAUCUUCAAGCUCCCAACUCGUUACAGCAUGCCUUGGCUCUCGGAUCAGGAACGUUGUACUGAAACUUGUCUAAUACUUUGUUGUAUUGGACUGAUGUUAACAUUUUCUGAAGAAUAUGCAAUGUAUUGAUUUGACAGUCAUAGAAAACGUGUAUAAUGUGUAAAUGUGUGCAUGUAAUUUAUUGCAUUUGGAAGACUUAUUAAAUGUUUUACAUGGACGUUGGACCCCCAACACUCUCAAUGGUGCCUUGAAUUUAAAUUGAAACGCUUGUGCAUCCCUGGAUGUGCCAUAUCAUUAAGGGCAACGUACAAUAAAUAUAGGCAU
Messenger RNA from Electrophorus electricus (electric eel), 1183 nucleotides. RefSeq names its product distal-less homeobox 5a (gene dlx5a). Gene Ontology annotation, biological process: embryo development; anatomical structure formation involved in morphogenesis; cell differentiation. Gene Ontology annotation, molecular function: RNA polymerase II cis-regulatory region sequence-specific DNA binding; DNA-binding transcription factor activity, RNA polymerase II-specific. The record is from RefSeq and is a predicted model, not a curated record. Lineage: Eukaryota; Metazoa; Chordata; Actinopteri; Gymnotiformes; Gymnotidae.